UAAGGAGAACCAGACCUGCAGCUGUACACCUGGCUGUGACUGUGUGGACGGGAUGGUGCUGAACAACGGAGAGUGCAUCAGGGCCAUCGACUGUCCCUGCUACUACCCUCCUCACGAGAAAUUCUACAAGUUUGGCGCCACCUUUGCUAAGGAUGAGUGCACCACAUGUGCCUGUACUAAGGGAGGGAUCGAGUGUGACAUGGACUGUAACAUCUCACCUGAGGACUGUCAGGAGGGGGAGGUGUUCGAGAACGUCCCUGGGAAAUGCUGCGGAUGCUUCCCAAGCACCUGUACAAAUGGUAUGGAGUACCAGUCCAUCUGUGCGUGCCAUCGCACCUGCACUAACCUGACGGCCACCUGUGAUAUGGACACCUGCCAGCCUGGCUGUGCCUGUCCUGACGACAUGGUCUUCAACGGUCUGGAGUGUGUGGAACCGACACAGUGUACUUGUGAAUACGAAGGGAAAUCUUAUUCUCCAGGAGAGAUCUGGGUGCCAGGAGAGUGUACCAUGUGUAAGUGUAUGGAUGACCACACACCCAGCUGUGGAGAGUACUGUCCCAUCACACAGUGUUACUAACAUGUUUGUACAUGUA
Messenger RNA from Branchiostoma belcheri (Belcher's lancelet), 593 nucleotides. RefSeq names its product mucin-6-like. The transcript has 4 exons. Gene Ontology annotation, molecular function: protein binding. The record is from RefSeq and is a predicted model, not a curated record. The coding region runs from base 53 to 577 and encodes 174 amino acids. NCBI's taxonomy places the organism in Eukaryota, Metazoa, Chordata, Leptocardii, Amphioxiformes, Branchiostomatidae.